This is a messenger RNA of Malania oleifera, 975 nucleotides long. RefSeq lists its product as uncharacterized. The record is from RefSeq and is a predicted model, not a curated record. Bases 519 to 806 code for a protein of 95 amino acids. NCBI's taxonomy places the organism in Eukaryota, Viridiplantae, Streptophyta, Magnoliopsida, Santalales, Ximeniaceae. The transcript has 3 exons.
ACCAUUUUACCACACCUGGAAGUGGAGUCGGGUUUGGUGUCCUUCGGGCAAGAGUGCGAGGGAUCACAGAGGAAGGAAGAUUCUGGGCGCCGUAACUAUUGCCGGCGAGGCUUGGACGCGGUUAUCCGUGGACAUCGCUGCGGUUUCUCUGACAAGUAGUCGCGUAGGCGAAGUGGCAAGUAGCCGGAGACGGUGGCGACGAUGGCGUUGCUGGUCGGUCGGCUCCGGUGAUGCGGGCGAUGCAGUUGGCUCGUCAGUGCUGUGAUAGUCCGGGAGGGAAGCGACCACCAAGUUCUCGCACGGUGAGGCUGGUCACCGCGAGGUCGUAGACGAGACUCUGGUACUAAUUGAUGCCCCGCGGUAUUCGCAAGACGUAAAAACUGCAGAGGCACGCACAGUAGACUGAGACACACCGAGCGCAAACCCUAACCACGAACCAAUUUUAAUUCAUUAAUCAAUCCUCAAUCCGAAGUAAAUAGGAAGAAAAAGAUUUUGCUUCUUUCUUCGGGAAUCGGGAGAUGGCUGGUCACGAGAAAGUGAAGCAGCUUGAGGAGUGCUCAGUUUCCAAUGCACUGGGGACGUGGGUAUUCUCAGUAGCAGGAGCUCUGCUUGCAAUUCCAGUGGGGAUAAAGCGAAAGUCUUUGGCACCUCUUGUGUUCUUUGGCACAACGGGAACUAUGCUUGAUAUUAUAAUGGGAAUCAGUGCUUGUGAAAGAGAACAUGCUGAACGCCAGAUGAAACUUUCAGAAGCACAAAAUUCUGUUACAGAUGCUACUUCCUUGGCAGAGACAGGAAAAGAGUCUUAAUCUCCAUCAGAACUUUGUUCCCAUUAUGAUUUUUCUGUUACUUUUUCACCUUAUCAAUGUUAUAAGGGCAUUAUUUUCGUGAGUUGCCACACUGUUUUCCCUCUGUGUUUUAUAUGUGCUUCAGUUUUCUGCAGCAUGAAAUGUCAGACCUGAUAUCUUUUGACAUUAA